UCUUUGUAGUGAAUUGCUUACUUGGAGCUUGUAAGGUUGACAAGGCCAUUGAUGUUGCUCCCCAAAGGAAAUCAAUCACAGGUAAUUGGGUCUUCAAGUACCAUUGUUAGGGAGACCCAGGGGGAGACAUUUGGUAAUGGUAGUGACAUUGACUCUAGUGCACCCUCACCUCCUCAACCUGAAAGGGGGUGAAGUAUUACAAAAGCCCAAAAAAAGCCAGAGGAUCCUUCCCAAAAGUUGAGCGUUGGGAACUAGGAUAGGAAGACAUUACCAAAAAAGGUUCAAAAGGAUAUUUCAAUCAUCCAUAAGUUGAAUAUAUGUGAUAUAUACAGAAGGUGGCGCUCAAUUUCUCAUAAGCAUAAAGAAGUGUAUUGUCAUGCUUUUUAGGUUUGUAAUUUUAUUGAAUAAUUUAUAAUGACAUUUUUAUUUAUAAAUGUGCAUUUUCUUA
Rubroshorea leprosula is the source of this 448-nucleotide messenger RNA. NCBI's taxonomy places the organism in Eukaryota, Viridiplantae, Streptophyta, Magnoliopsida, Malvales, Dipterocarpaceae. The record is from the annotation of a GenBank genome assembly.